CGGAUCACUCCGAAAGUGUAACCGAGUGUUUUGUUCGAAAAUAAGUUGGAUGUGGCUGAUUUACACGUUGAUUUGCAUGCUCUGGGUCAUGCAGCUGUAAAGACAUCUGGACCAAGAGGAGUCACCUGACAGGGAUGCUCACGCAAUGGAAAUAAUUGACGAAAAGAAAAUGACCACAAAAGGUUUGGGUGAUGUCUGGACUGGGUGUGUUUUCCUCUUCCUGGAGUCUACCUCUCCUAAGGUCAGCUUGCCUGCUGUCUACAAGGAUCCGCAAAAGAAGUUUGGCCUUUUCAAAGUCAUCAAGCUGACGUUGUCAGACACAGCAGGUGGCCUGCAGGGCUACGAGAUCCUCAAGCUGCAUGACGCUGACCCCUAUCUGGGUGUGGAGAUUAAGUUUGUGGACUGUGAUGUGUGCCGAAGGUUCCUGGAGAGCUACGCUGCUGGUGCUGUCAGCCAAUUCUUCACACAGCACGCUCUCCGGGUCCUCUCAGGCUCAGAGGACUUCACAGUAGACACUCAGCUUAAGGCUGGCACUGAGGUGUUGGAUCAGUGCCUGACUAACCAGGAGCUCUGCCUAGAUCACAUCCACUCCUUACAGCCUGUCCGCCUGCGGGAUGAUGAAGUGACCCAGCUGGAACGGCAACUUCAAAAUUUGACUCUGUGUGAUCCCUGCAACAGUCAACCAUCCAGGCUGGAUCCUUGCAACAGUCAACCAACCAGGAAGGAAACGCCCAUCGUGCCUAGUAACUGCUUCCUGUUUCAGAAAAAGUUGUUUGAUGACCGCCAGUUAACACCGGCUGAUCAUCAGCGCUUUGCUACCAGCAUCGGACGGGACUGGAAAAAGGUAGGCCGUGCUCUGCAGAAGACGUGCCGUGCACUGAAGGGGCCUGCCAUUGACAACCUGGCGUUCGAGUACGAGCGGGAGGGUCUGUACGAACAGGCCUAUCAGCUGCUGAGCCGUUUCAUCCAAGCUGAGGGCAGGAACGCUCGGCUGAGUCGGCUUGUCAAGGCCCUGGAGGAGACCAAACUGAUAGGUGUUGCAGAAAUCAUGUUGGAUCUCCAGCCCAAAGAGUGAUUAUUCAUAUUUCGAAUCUACUUUGUAUGUAUGUGAGUGAUCGUGUGUAUGUCCAUCUGUCCUGUCUAUUAUAAUGCACUCAAGAGGUUUUUACCAAGAGUUCUCAUUUACUUUUUUGUUGACUUCAUACUUUCUGUUCCUGUUUUUCUUGUCAUGUUAUUUCCUCAUUAAAUUACCUUUUGAUACAUUACAUUCAUGUUUUCUUUUGGUUACAAAUAUUUAAUUUAUAUGUAGCUGUACAUAUUAACAGUUGCCACUGCACUUGAGCUUAAUGAAGCAAAUUUUGUUUGUUUUAUAAGUAAAAAAUCACAUUGAUUGGUAGUUUUCAGUGUUGUGUGUUGUAGGUGUGUGUUAAACCAGAAAGUAGAGUACUGGUUAUUUUUAAAGGCAUUAAAAAAACAAUGGUCCCA
This is a messenger RNA of Scleropages formosus (Asian bonytongue), 1485 nucleotides long. It is a transcript of the gene tradd, whose product is annotated as tnfrsf1a-associated via death domain. Gene Ontology annotation, molecular function: transmembrane receptor protein tyrosine kinase adaptor activity. Bases 146 to 1075 code for a protein of 309 amino acids. Gene Ontology annotation, biological process: extrinsic apoptotic signaling pathway; positive regulation of canonical NF-kappaB signal transduction. The record is from RefSeq and is a predicted model, not a curated record. Lineage: Eukaryota; Metazoa; Chordata; Actinopteri; Osteoglossiformes; Osteoglossidae. The transcript has 6 exons. Gene Ontology annotation, cellular component: tumor necrosis factor receptor superfamily complex.